This is a messenger RNA of Tripterygium wilfordii, 954 nucleotides long. RefSeq names its product RNA-binding protein Y14-like. The transcript is spliced from 4 exons. Gene Ontology annotation, cellular component: nucleus; exon-exon junction complex; cytoplasm. Gene Ontology annotation, molecular function: mRNA binding. Bases 69 to 671 code for a protein of 200 amino acids. The record is from RefSeq and is a predicted model, not a curated record. Gene Ontology annotation, biological process: RNA splicing. NCBI's taxonomy places the organism in Eukaryota, Viridiplantae, Streptophyta, Magnoliopsida, Celastrales, Celastraceae.
GAACAGAGUACAGGGAAACUCAUUCACUGAAGUACGCACUUCAUCUUCUUUGGGCAGCGAGAGAGAGUAUGGCGAGCCUAGACGUGGAGGCGGUGGACUUCGAGGCGGAGGAAGACGACCUCAUGGACGAAGACUUGGAUGCGGCGGCAGCAGGCUCUCCUCUGGCACCACUUCCCAAGCUCAAGUCUGCCAUCACUGGUGGGGCCUCCUCCUCCACCCCUAAGAAGACCAAAGGCCGUGGUUUCAGAGAAGAGGCUGAUACCGACCGCCAGAAUAGGCUAGCAGCACGCGACUUUGACUCUCUCGAUUCCGAGGGCGGCCCGGGCCCCUUACGAUCCAUUGAGGGAUGGAUUAUAUUGGUAACUGGGGUUCAUGAGGAGGCACAGGAGGAUGAUUUGCAGAAUGCAUUUGGUGAGUUUGGAGAGAUCAGGAAUUUGCACCUAAAUCUUGAUCGCCGCACUGGGUUUGUGAAGGGCUAUGCAUUGAUUGAAUAUGAGAACUUUGAGGAAGCUCGGAAUGCAAUAGCUGCAAUGAAUAGUACAGAACUACUUACGCUGACUAUUAAUGUUGAUUGGGCCUUCAGCAAUGGUCCUAGUAAUGGACCAUACAGGAGAAAGAACAUGAGGUCUGCACGUUCUCAUCGAUCAAGGAGUCCGAGGAGGAGAUACUAGUGUAUGACCAUUGGGGAGGUGAAGGAGAAUGUCGUUGAUGAAAUGCGUUUCGGUUAUUGCUAUGAAAGCUUGCAGCUGGCACUUGUGUGUCACUGGAUUUUCUUAUAUUUUGCUGAGGAUAUCUAACUUCUAUGUGUUCUUUUAUUACAUUGUGCUAAACCGUGGUCUUCCAUAUAUUUUUGAACCUUAAUGGUGGGCUUGUUUUGUUUCUAUUCUAUGACUUGAAAAAAAGUUGUAACAGAAUAGCCUACCUUUCUAUAUAUAUACAUAAUAAUGCUUUUCA